AUGAGAAUUGGUAACAAUGGUUUUCCAUUUGGAGGUGUAGGCUUGGGCGGUGGUGGUGACGCUGGUGGUGGUGGACUUAGCGGACUAGGUGGUGGUGGACUCGGUGGUUCUCAUGGACUUGGAGCAUUCGGUGGGUUAGGUGGUGGUGGACUUGGUGGAGUAGAUGGACUUGGUGGUUCUCAUAGACAGGAAGGAUUCCGCGGACAUGGUGGUGGUGGACUGGGUGGACACCACCAUGAUGUACUUGGUAGUUCUCAUGGACUGGAAGGAUUCAGCGGACUUGAUGGUGGCGGACGUGGAGUUUCUGGGGGCGAAAGAGUGUUAGCUAGUACUGAAAGAGUGUUAGCUAGUACUGGUACUAGUUUGUUUUGUUAUGAUUUGUUCUUCUUUCUAGUGUAA
Molecule: messenger RNA, 399 nt
Organism: Lathyrus oleraceus (garden pea)
Lineage: Eukaryota; Viridiplantae; Streptophyta; Magnoliopsida; Fabales; Fabaceae
Exons: 3
Coding region: 1-399 (132 amino acids)
Source: RefSeq, a predicted model, not a curated record